UGUAUAGUUUGUUUGUUCUGAGACCUAUGAACACAACCGAAUCAAUUGUUGGGAUGAACAAAACGAGAUUAUUAUUAUUAUCAAUCAAUAUUAUUCUGCCAAUUAUUAUGUUACAUUUUGGUGUAUGAUAUCUUAUUAAUUAUGGAUGAUGACAUUUCCGAAACCAACCCAAACUAUAUCAUAGAUGGUAUCUCUAAUUCACAACCUAAUUCCGAAUACGACGAUGAUGGACGUCCUAAACGAACUGGAACCGUUUGGACUACAAGCUCUCAUAUAAUAACAGCAGUGAUUGGAUCUGGGGUAUUAUCCUUAGCAUGGGCCAUUGCACAAUUGGGUUGGAUUGCUGGCCCUGUAGUCAUGAUCCUUUUCAGCUUCAUCACUUUGUGCACUUCAUCUAUGCUAUCUCAGUGUUAUCGUUGUGGUGAUCCUUUCUUUGGAAAGAGAAAUUAUACUUUUGUAGAUGCAGUUGGCAACAUUCUUGGCGGGUACAAUACGACGGUUUGUGGAAUAAUUCAAUACAUAUAUCUUUAUGGAAGUGCUAUAGGAUACACAAUUGCAGCUCCUAUUAGCAUAAUGGCAAUAAUAAGGUCUAGUUGUCUCCAUUCGUCAGGAGGAAAAGGCACAUGUCACGUCUCAAGCAACCCAUACAUGAUCGGUUUUGGAGUCAUUGAAAUUUUCUUUUCUCAAAUUCCAGAUUUUCAUGAAACAUGGUGGCUCUCUGUAAUUGCAGCAGUCAUGUCUUUCGCAUAUUCAUUAAUUGGUGUAUUUCUCGCUAUUUCCCAAGUUGCAAAAAACGGUACCUUCAAAGGUACUAUCAAAGGAGGAAGCAUUGGAGUUGUGUCAACAACAAAAAAAGUAUGGGGAAUUUUCCAAGCUCUUGGUGACAUAGCAUUUGCUUAUUCAUACGCACAAAUUCUGAUUGAAGUUCAGGAUACUAUAAAAAAUCCACCAUCAGAAGUAAAAACAAUGAAGAAGGCAACAAUAUUAAGUGUAGCUGUGACGACAACAUUUUACAUGCUCUGUGGUUGUAUGGGCUAUGCUGCAUUUGGAGGAGAAGCACCAGGGAACUUGCUCACAGGAUUUGAUUUAUACAAUCCAGCUUGGCUCAUCGAUGUUGCGAAUGCCGCGGUCGUUAUUCACCUUGUUGGAGCAUAUCAAGUUUAUGUUCAACCUGUUUUUGCAUUCAUUGAGAAAAAUGCAACAACAAAAUGGCCCCAAACAAAUGUGGAUCACAAAAUUCCUAUUCCUGGUUUUGGUCCUUACAAUCUAAAUCUAUUUAGAUUAGUUUGGAGAACAGUAUUUGUUAUCAUAACCACUUUUAUUGCAAUGUUGAUUCCUUUCUUCAAUGAUGUUUUGGGAUUACUUGGAGCAGUGGGGUUUUGGCCUUUAACAGUUUAUUUUCCAGUGGAGAUGUAUAUCUUGCAGAAGCAUAUCUCAAAAUGGAGUUUUAAAUGGGUUUGUCUAAAACUCAUGAGUUUUUUAUGCUUUUUAGUAUCAGCUAUUGCUGCUAUUGGCUCAAUCGCCAGUAUAGUGAAUGACUUAAAGAAAUACAAACCAUUCAGCUCAGAAUAUUGAACCUCUAUUGCCUCCUUAGAUAUUAUAAAAUUAGUGGU
Messenger RNA from Cicer arietinum (chickpea), 1613 nucleotides. RefSeq names its product amino acid permease 3-like. The record is from RefSeq and is a predicted model, not a curated record. Lineage: Eukaryota; Viridiplantae; Streptophyta; Magnoliopsida; Fabales; Fabaceae.